Spodoptera litura is the source of this 504-nucleotide messenger RNA. RefSeq lists its product as uncharacterized. The record is from RefSeq and is a predicted model, not a curated record. Lineage: Eukaryota; Metazoa; Arthropoda; Insecta; Lepidoptera; Noctuidae.
AUGUCAUCGAAACUAGGAUGUUGUACAGUAAAUAAUAUAUUUGGAACUCCAUUGAAAUAUGCCGUUGUUAUUGUGGGUAUUUGUUCAAUUGUGAUAGCUGCAAUAGCAUUAUUUGCAUCGUUGGGGACAAUCCUCUCUAUCGCUAACAAGGAAUUAGUCUACAACUCGAAUCCUGUGAACGCCAUCAAUAUGAUAUUUGCACUGUUCUGUACCAGCACAUCUUCGUACCAAGCUGUUAUUUCUAUUUUGUUAUUGCAAUACGGGCGAUGGAGAAAAGGGUCUCCAUUCAUACUGUCCUUGUGGUUCGUGUCGCACGUGGUACUCGUGGUGCUGUACACCUUCAUGUUCUUGGCAAGGACUAUUGUUUGCUUCCACUGCGGUCACCCCAUGCAGAGUCUGUUUACUUUCGUCGGAGGAUGUUUUUACGCUGGCGUCUUCAUAUAUUUUUGUGCCAUCAUAAACAGUUACCAAAGUAUAAUAGAACCAGAUACAAUAUACUAUUAA